Pieris brassicae (large cabbage white) is the source of this 1738-nucleotide messenger RNA. It is a transcript of the gene rswl, whose product is annotated as mitochondrial ribonuclease P protein 1 homolog. Gene Ontology annotation, cellular component: nucleus; mitochondrion; nucleoplasm. The coding region runs from base 483 to 1724 and encodes 413 amino acids. The record is from RefSeq and is a predicted model, not a curated record. NCBI's taxonomy places the organism in Eukaryota, Metazoa, Arthropoda, Insecta, Lepidoptera, Pieridae. The transcript is spliced from 5 exons. Gene Ontology annotation, molecular function: tRNA binding. Gene Ontology annotation, biological process: mitochondrial tRNA 5'-end processing; positive regulation of mitochondrial translation.
UUCAGCAAAAAAUUAUUAUAUGGCAAGUGGCAACUCUAAAAAAUACCGAUUAUGGCGGCGACUCUAUUACAAAUAUUGUUUAGUGGUAUUAAAACACCUUGAUUCUUUUGUUCCGCUGCACAGAACUUUUCAAUAUCAUUUUUCGAGCCGAACUUUUUACAACUCUGGGCAUUGUAAACAAUCUUUAAAUAGCACUAAGCUAGUUAAACCUCAUAAAAAUGUACCACAACAAACGAACUUGAUAACACCGACGAAUGACAACAUUGCCCAUCUGUCAAAUUUAGUUCCAAAAAUCACCGCGGGACUUCUUUCAUAAAAAUUAUAUAUAUAUAGUAUACUGUAAUCUGUAUAGUAUAAAUCCAUCAUUCCCAUUUUUCAACGUUGCCGCUCAUUUUUCUGAAUGUUUAUUUAAAAUAAAACGUAUAUAAUUUAAUAUACAAAUAUUUUUAUUAAGUUAUAAAUAUAUUUCUUAUAGUAUCAUCAUGUAUUGGGUAAAAUCUUUAGUUACUCAUGUAGCACACAGGAACUUAAAAAACCUUAUGAUAAAACCUAGAGUUAUAAAACGAAACUUUAUGAAAAUAUCUAGAGGCUACUCAUCAAAACUUGCUAAAGAUGAGGAUGAGACAGAAAAUAUUGUUAAUGAUAUAUGUAAAGAGGACCCUGAAAAAGAGAAAAAAUUAAGAGUGUUGAUGUUGGAAGUUGAAGUCAUGCGGCAAGAUGGAAGAACAGCCCCAGAGAGAAUGAAUACUUCUAAUUGGGAACAUUUAUUAGAACUGAAGUCUCGUAAUCAAAGAGCUAGCUAUCUGAGUUACUUAUGGAAAAAUGAAAUGUCAAAAAUAAAUCAGAAAGCCAGGAAAGAAGCCAAAAGAAGAGAGUUGGAUGAAAUGGAUGAGGAAGAAGCUAAAGAAUUCCCAGAUGAUUUAUUGUAUGGUAUAAAACAUGUAUCACUUUUUCUACGCAUUCGAGACCAAUCAAUAAAUAAUUUUGAUAAUUAUAGAGCUCUUCAAGCAUUGACAUAUGGUCAAUCCGUAAUAAUUGAUUGUUCUUAUGAAGAGCACAUGGUUAAUAGAGAAAUAUUAAAUGCUGCCAAACAAUUAACUUAUGUAUUUGGUGAUAAUAGGUUGCAUAAAGAACCCUUUAAUUUACUUUUAUGCAAUGUUAAUAAAGCAGGAAAAUUUAUGGAACAAUUUAAGAAAAAUGUUCCUUCAUUGGAAGAACCCUGGUUUCCGUUAAAUAUUCAUACUAAAUCUUAUUUGGACUUAUUUCCAAAAGACAAAUUAGUUUACCUGACACCACACUGCAGAGAAGAAUUAACAUAUUUUGAUCAUGAUGCUAUAUACAUAGUUGGUUGUAUGGUGGAUAAGAUGAAUAAUGAACCUCAUUCUUUAGCAAAAGCAAAGAGAGAUGGAAUCAGAAUGGCUAAACUCCCUCUCGAUAGAUACUUAGAAUGGGCACCAGGUUCCAAAAAGAAUUUAAAUAUUAAUCAUAUGAUCCCAAUACUUUUGGAUUUGAAGUCAACAGGAGACUGGGAAUACUCAUUGAGACAUAUACCUAGACGAAAAUUAAUGGAAACAAAAAUAAAGGCUUUUCAAAACAAAUUCGAAAAUUCAGGAAAGAUAAAAGAUAUGAAAAAAUACAUGAACUUGCGUGUGAGCAAUAAAAGUGUUUUCCUGGAUAAAAGAAAUACAUCCAGGAAGUCACUUUAUGAUGAUGAAAAUAUAUAAGUUGUAUUCUUAAA